Molecule: messenger RNA, 2974 nt
Organism: Grus americana (Whooping crane)
Lineage: Eukaryota; Metazoa; Chordata; Aves; Gruiformes; Gruidae
Gene: LRRC47
Product: leucine rich repeat containing 47
Exons: 7
Coding region: 140-1891 (583 amino acids)
Biological process (GO): phenylalanyl-tRNA aminoacylation
Molecular function (GO): phenylalanine-tRNA ligase activity; RNA binding; protein binding
Source: RefSeq, a predicted model, not a curated record
CCGCAGGGCGUUGCGGGGGGGGGGGGGGCCGGGGCGCUGCGCGGCUCUCCGCGGGGCAGGCGGGGGGUUUGUUGCGCGGGCGUUCCCGGGCAGCGCGGCGGCGGGGCGGGCCUUCCCGCGGAGGAGGGAGCGCGGCGCCAUGGCGGCGGCCUGGCCGGAGCUGGAGGCGGCGGCGCGGGGGCGGCGGCGGGAGCUGGCGCUGCCCGGCGCGGCGGUGGCGGAGCGGGUGGCGGCGGGCGGCGGGCGGCUGCCGGCGGCGUUGCUGGCGCUGCCGCUGCUGCAGUCGCUGGAGCUGAGCGGCUGCGCGGCGCUGCGGGAGCUGGGCCCGGGGCUGGCAGCCGCCUUGCCCGCCCUGCACACGCUGGUGCUGCGCGGUAACGCGCUGGGCCCCGCCGGGCUGGGCGCGGGGCUGGGCGGGCCGCUGCCGGCCCUCCGCCUCCUCGACCUCUCCGGCAACGGCCUGGAGGCGCUGCCCGCCGCGCUGGGCGGGGCGGCGGAGCCGGCGGGAGCCCCGGAGGGAGCCCCGGCCUUCCCGCAGCUGCGCAGCCUCAACCUGAGCGGCAACCGGCUGCGGGAGCUGGGCCCGGGGCUGGCCCGCUCCGCGCCGCAGCUCCAGGCGCUGCUGCUCUCCGGUAACCGCCUGCGGGCGCUGCCCGGCGGGCUCCUGCCCCCCGCCGCCGGCCCCGGCGGGCCCUUCCCGCUCCUCAGCCGCCUGGAGGCGGCCGACAACGAGCUGGCGGAGCUGGGCGCCGACAUCGCCGCGCUGCCGGCCCUCAAGAGCCUGGAUGUGGCCAACAACCGGCUGCAGGAGCUGCCCGCCGCGCUGGCUGACUGCCCCCGGCUGAAGGAGGCCAACUUCAGGGGCAACCAGCUGAAGGACAAGCGGCUGGAGAAGAUGGUCAAUGGUUGCCAGACGAAGGCCAUUCUGGAGUACCUGCGGGCCGGGGGCCGCGGGAAGGGCAAGGCCGAGGGCGCCCGAGAGGAGGCCAGGAAGAAGAAGAGGGAGAAGCAGCAGCAGAAGGAUGGUGGGGACAGGGAGCAGGAUGAGCUGGAGGAGGCAAGCAAACUGCUGGUGAAGGUCCUGCAUGUCUCCGAAAAUGCGGCGCCCUUGGUGGUCAAAGCAAGCCCAGGCGUCAAAGAUGUUCGACCCUUCAUUGUGUGUUGCGUGCUGAAGGGAGUGAACUUACAGCCGGGAAACGCUCUGAAGAGGUUCCUGUCCACACAGACUAAACUGCAUGAGGACAUCUGUGAAAAGCGGACAGCAGCCACAAUUGCCACCCACGACUUGCAGUCGAUCAAGGGUCCCCUGACAUACGACGUUCAGCCUCCUGACGAACUGAAGAUAGUGCCCCUGGGUCGAAAGGAGAUCAAGGCAAAGGAUCUUCUCCGCCAGCUGCAACUGGAAGCUGAGGAGCAGAGGAAACAGAAGAAGCGUCAGAAUGUUUCUGGAUUGCACAAGUAUCUCCAGCUGCUGGAUGGCAAAGAUAACUACCCAUGUCUUGUGGAUGCCGAAGGCAUCGUGAUUUCUUUCCCGCCAAUAACCAACAGUGAGAAAACAAAGAUUAGAAAAGACACCCGUGACCUGUUUCUGGAAGUGACAAGCGAUACCAGUUUACAGAUCUGCAAAGAUGUCAUGGACACACUAAUUCUGAAAAUUGCGGAACUGAACAGAUUUACCAUGGAAAGUAAGGAAGACUUGGGCUCAGAUAACGAAUCUGAUGCUCUUUGUGGGCCAGUGAAUUUGAACCCCGGCCAAAGCAUACAGCCAACGAAUUUUCCGUUGGUAGUGGAGCAGGUUCGAGUGGUGGACACAGACGGAAACUUGAAAGUACUUUAUCCCUCAAAAACCGACCUAACCACAGUUUCCUCUCUUCUGACUGUAAUACGUUAGCAGCUAUCGAAGCUAAGAAAAUUAUUCCGUUUUCUUUUUUUUUCCCCCCAUUUUCAACCAUGCAGCUUGUACCCAGCAAGGUGGUUUGAUUUUUUUUAAAGAAUGGAAGCAGAGCAUCCUGCCUGGGUAUGUGAAAACUAGAAAGUGUGAUCAGGCUACAACAAGGAGUGUUGCAUUCUUUCAGCCUUAUAGAAAGCCAUCGCGUUGUGACUAGGUAGAUAACUUAAAUGUGAACUUAAGGGCAGAGCAGGUAUUGGAAGUUAGGAUGCGUUACCUUGUAGAGAAAAGCACUGCGACACCUUGGCAUUUACAAAAUGAGUGCAGUCAUAUGUUUCUGCAGGAUCACUGCUUCUUCCUGGUGUGUUUCAGCUGGAUUAUUACAUUGGUAGCUCAACUGAGAAAUGCAGUAGGUGACAGCAGUGGAACCCAGUCACGUGCGACAGCCUGGUACUGAGGGCAGACGGCAAAGUCGCCUCACUGGCAUCUCAUUCUGCAUGGUUUUAUUUGUAUGUCUGGAGCCAUUGUGAAAAUGUAAUUGCUGUCAGAACUCCAGAGUGAGUUUUAAAGUGACGGUUGCUGUGUUCUGACAUUAACGCAGCUUCCCUUUUUAAGUGACGUCAGUUGAACUGACUGCAGGGCUUUGCCUGUCCCAGUAUGUUUUAGAGCCCUCACCCACCCUUGCGGAAACAGCAGCUGUGACCUCGUUGUGCACCCGUUGAGUUACUGGUGCUCAAGCACUGAAUCUGUUCUGGCUCAGGAGGGCUAAUGCUGCCUUACGUCGACACUCCUGAAGCUCCCCUCUCCCCAGAACAGAAGCGCUGUUGCCCAGCGUGACCCCCCGAAAUACACCUUCCAAAAUACAGGUAGUUUGAGCAGUUCUAAUUUUUGCGGUCUGUGGGUGACUUUUACAUGUGGGCUGCUACCUUUAUGAAUGCAAACCUCUCCAUGGGCUAGGGUGACCCACAGCUUGCCUUUUUUCGGUUAAAAAUGAUAGCUCUAACUGAACUUCCAGAUACCGUGUCAAAUACGUUCAUGUGUUGGGAGUUGCAUAUUGAAUGGAAAAAUAAUAAACCAGUUCUUGCA